This is a messenger RNA of Corylus avellana, 960 nucleotides long. The record is from RefSeq and is a predicted model, not a curated record. NCBI's taxonomy places the organism in Eukaryota, Viridiplantae, Streptophyta, Magnoliopsida, Fagales, Betulaceae.
AAGGAGCGUACCGGUAACGGUGAAGCAAAAACCAGCUCGAAGCACGGUUUGUUUGUAUUUUAGUAUGGAUCGGAGUCAAGUCCCGGUCCGAGAUCCAGUGUUGUUUCUAAACGGGUCGGGCAUGGGCAUUGUGGACAACAUGUUCUUUGCUACAAAUGUUAGAUCUUAGAAACCAUUGCCCGCCUCAAAUCUAAUAAAUAUUGAGAAAACCCUCCAUCCCUCCUAAUAUUUCUCCACACCCUAAACCCGCAAGACCCAUUGACAGCAUUAGAACACCACCCUCCAUAGUACAUGCUGUCAUAUUUAAAAUCCCCAACCAAUCUCCACAAAGCCUUCCCCAUGGAGAGAAUUGCAUUGUCCAGUUGGAAUUCGUAGCUAGCAGUAUUUGAUAAGGAUAGCUAUGGUCUUGAUUCAUAAGAUUGUGGAUUUGUUUUGGUUCAUAAGCUUGAAAGUUGAAGGAGGGGAAGAAAUGUCUGAAGAUAAAAUUAGGCUUUCACCUGAAGAAACUAUUGCAAAAAUAAUGGCCAACCCUGAAGUUGCCCACGCCUUUCAAAACCCAAGAGUCCAAGCAGCAAUCAUGGAUUGUUCACAGAACCCACUGAGCAUUGCAAAUAUCAAAAUGACAAGGAGUUUUCAUUCCAAUUCCAGGCUAUGGUCGAUGGUGGAGUAGAAAUGCUUCAUUAUUUGUUCUUCAUGACUAAGGUGGUUAGAACAAAACUCUAAAUCUAAAAGCAUGCAUGAGUGAACAUACUUUCCCUUGCUGGUGGCCAUAUACUGAGAUGCUUCUUGCCGCAUCCUGUUCUAAAUUUUGACCAGUUCUUGUAGACUGAAUUCAGCUAAGAGUUCCCUCGCCUCAUCAUCCAUGGUCUGAAUAUGUAGAUGGUUGAAUAAGUUUGCUAGUUGUGACCAGUUGUUAGUUAAACUCUUAUUUUGGUGUACUUAAUGCAAUAAAUUUGCUCA